Molecule: messenger RNA, 1548 nt
Organism: Microtus oregoni (creeping vole)
Lineage: Eukaryota; Metazoa; Chordata; Mammalia; Rodentia; Cricetidae
Gene: Krr1
Product: KRR1 small subunit processome component homolog
Exons: 10
Coding region: 46-1188 (380 amino acids)
Cellular component (GO): nucleolus; small-subunit processome
Molecular function (GO): RNA binding
Source: RefSeq, a predicted model, not a curated record
UUAGAGAACAUUUCUACUUCCGGUGCCGCCGGAAGCAAUUUUGCGAUGGCAACUUCUGCGGACGAGCCUGGGAAAGCAGCUCGAAAAAGUGACUCUCAAAAGCCGAAGCAGAAGCGCGAGAACCAAGAUGAGGCGGAACUCCUCACUGUCCCUGAUGGUUGGAAGGAACCGGCUUUCUCCAAAGAGGACAAUCCCAGAGGGCUCUUGGAGGAAAGCAGCUUUGCGACCUUGUUCCCGAAAUACAGAGAGGCUUACCUGAAGGAGUGCUGGCCUCUGGUGCAGAAAGCCUUGAACGAGCAUCAUGUUAAAGCAACGCUGGACUUGAUCGAGGGUAGCAUGACUGUGUGUACGACCAAGAAGACUUUUGACCCGUACAUCAUUGUCAGGGCCAGAGACCUCAUAAAGCUCCUGGCGAGAAGUGUUUCCUUUGAACAGGCAGUACGGAUACUUCAGGAUGAUGUUGCCUGUGACAUCAUUAAAAUUGGUUCUCUGGUGAGAAAUAAAGAGAGAUUUGUGAAAAGAAGACAGCGCCUUAUUGGUCCCAAAGGAUCUACACUGAAGGCGUUGGAACUCCUAACAAACUGUUACGUCAUGGUGCAGGGGAAUACUGUUUCAGCCAUUGGGCCUUUCAGUGGCCUGAAGGAGGUUCGAAAAGUUGUCCUUGAUACCAUGAAGAACAUCCAUCCAAUUUAUAAUAUUAAAACCUUGAUGAUUAAACGGGAGUUGGCCAAAGAUUCCGAGUUACGAACCCAGAGUUGGGAAAGAUUUUUGCCACAGUUCAAGCACAAAAAUGUGAACAAACGCAGGGAACCGAAGAAGAAGAGUGUUAAGAAGGAGUACACACCAUUCCCUCCUCCGCAGCCGGAAAGUCAGAUUGAUAAAGAGUUGGCUAGCGGUGAGUACUUUCUGAAGGCGAAACAGAAGAAGCGGCAGAAGAUGGAAGCAAUCAAGGUCAAGCAAGCAGAAGCUCUUACGAAGAGGCAGGAGGAAAGAAACAAGGCGUUCAUUCCACCUAAAGAAAAGCCGGCUGUGAAGCCAAAGGAAGCUCCUGCUGAAACUAAGAUUGAUGUGGCGGCUAUUAAGGAAAAGGUUAAGAAAGCAAAGGGCAAGAAACUGGGAGCUCUUACAGCAGAGGAAGUUAAGCUUAAGAUGGAGGCUGACGAAAAGAAACAGAAGAGAAAAAAGUAACACUGGAAAAAAACCUGGAACUGAACUUUGAAAGGCGUUUCCUUUUGUAAAGGAUUUUGAGACGGCUUUCUCUGCCUUACCUGGCUGUGGUCAUGCUCAGGAAGUCAUGACCAGAGUGGUGCCUGUUCAUGGACAGUCUUUGUAAAUACGUUCAUAUGUAUUCUGAAGUUUCUGCGAGACGAUAACUACCCAUGUACAUUGUGCCCAAUCAGUCCAGACAUUUUAGGAAUACCUCUUUUAUAUAGAUUUUUGGAACAAGAUUAUUGAUUAAAUCCAAUGUCUUUUGCCAUUGGUUAGUCUUUAUAAACAUACCCAAAGCGUUUGGUUUUGAGGAAAAUAAAUGCAAGAUUUCCACUGCUA